AUGUGUUAUAGUGUCCCUGUAGUGUCCUGUGAAUGCUAUAGUGUCUUCUCGUGUCCUGUGAAGUGCUAUAGUGUCUUCUCGUGUCCUGUGAUCAGCUAUAGUGUCUUCUCGUGUCCUGUGAAGUGCUAUAGUGUCUUCUCGUGUCCUGUGAAGUGCUAUAGUGUCUUCUCGUGUCCUGUGAAGUGCUAUAGUGUCUUCUCGUGUCCUGUGAAGUGCUAUAGUGUCUUCUCGUGUCCUGUGAAGUGCUAUAAGUGUCCUGUGAAGUGCUAUAGUGUCUUCUCGUGUCCUGUGAAGAAUCUUUCGUGUCCUGUGAAGUGCUAUAGUGUCUUCUCGUGUCCUGUGAAGUGCUAUAUUGUUCUUUUUGGUGUUCUGUGA
Molecule: messenger RNA, 375 nt
Organism: Penaeus vannamei (Pacific white shrimp)
Lineage: Eukaryota; Metazoa; Arthropoda; Malacostraca; Decapoda; Penaeidae
Source: RefSeq, a predicted model, not a curated record